UUGUUGCUGUGGUUUUGUAAGGUCGAGGCAGAGCUAUCACACUUGCUAGCAAACGUAAUAGCCACGGUUUUGUCAUGUCAAGAUCAGCCUGCCCCCUCACCACAUAAGGCUAUUAACGAGCUCUUGAAACAUCCACUUUUGGGGAGGGUCAGAGGAUAGUAAUCUGGGCGGAGAGCAAAAGAGGGAGAUGAAAUGACAACGUCAACAUUACAGAAAGCGAUUGAUCUUGUGACAAAAGCCACAGAGGAAGACAAGGCAAAGAACUAUGAGGAGGCCUUGCGAUUGUACCAGCAUGCUGUGGAGUAUUUCCUACAUGCCAUCAAAUAUGAGGCCCACAGCGACAAAGCAAAGGAGAGUAUACGAGCUAAGUGUAUGCAGUACCUGGACCGGGCGGAGAAAUUGAAAGACUAUCUGAAAAACAAAGACAAACAGGGCAAAAAGCCUGUCAAGGAGGCACAGAGCAAUGACAAGAGUGAUAGUGACAGUGAGGGUGAAAACCCAGAGAAGAAGAAACUCCAAGAGCAACUCAUGGGUGCCAUUGUUAUGGAGAAGCCCAAUGUUAGGUGGAAUGAUGUGGCUGGACUGGAGGGAGCAAAAGAAGCUCUGAAGGAAGCGGUCAUCCUGCCCAUCAAAUUCCCUCACCUCUUUACAGGUAAGCGGACUCCAUGGAGAGGCAUCCUACUGUUCGGUCCUCCAGGAACGGGGAAGUCGUAUCUAGCCAAGGCUGUGGCUACAGAGGCCAAUAACUCCACCUUCUUCUCCGUGUCCUCCUCAGACCUUAUGUCCAAGUGGCUGGGAGAGAGUGAGAAGCUGGUGAAGAACUUAUUUGACCUGGCUCGCCAGCACAAACCUUCUAUCAUCUUUAUCGAUGAGGUGGACUCACUGUGUGGCUCCAGAAACGAGAACGAGAGCGAAGCAGCACGUCGCAUAAAGACAGAGUUUCUGGUGCAGAUGCAAGGUGUGGGAAACAACAACGAUGGGAUCUUGGUGUUGGGAGCCACAAACAUCCCCUGGGUGUUAGACGCUGCCAUCCGCAGAAGAUUUGAGAAGCGCAUCUACAUCCCUCUGCCUGAGGAGCCGGCUCGGGCUCAGAUGUUUCGUCUUCACCUCGGCAACACACCACACAGCCUAAGCGACGCCGACCUGCGACAGCUCGCUCACAAAACAGAUGGAUACUCCGGCGCUGACAUCAGCAUCAUCGUACGGGACGCUCUAAUGCAGCCUGUCAGAAAGGUCCAGUCUGCAACGCACUUCAAAAAGGUUCGCGGGCCAUCUCGAAGCAACAACCAGGUGAUGGUGGACGACCUCCUGACUCCUUGUUCCCCUGGAGACCCUGCAGCCCUGGAGAUGACCUGGAUGGAUGUGCCUAGUGACAAGCUUCUGGAGCCCAUAGUCUGCAUGUCGGACAUGCUGCGCUCUCUGUCCACCACUCGUCCCACAGUCAACACUGAAGAUCUGCUGAAGGUCAAGAAGUUCACAGAGGACUUUGGGAUGGAGGGCUGAUAGACAGAGACGCCUCACCUACAUCUUCCUGUCAACCACAGGGUCAAACUCCUCUCCAUAAGCUCUCCCCAACCCUGUUUAACUGCUGUACCAUCUUGUAUGCUUUCUCUCAACGCAGCACUUGGUUCACUUCCUCUCAUGGACUUCAAAAAUAAAUGACUAGAUUUAAUGAAAGAAGCAUCUAGUCAGUAGUAUUUAAAUCCAUAGAGGACGUUGAUCAAAUGCUACAACUUCAGUGUGAUUUGGUAUUAGGACAACAGAGCCCAUUUCCCUCAGCCACUACAGAGUAUUCACCAGAAGAACUUUUCAUCUAACCUGCAUCACCGUGAGGAAACUGACUCCCUCCCCGAGCCGACUCUGUCUGACUGAAGGACUGUACAUUUUGUUGCCAUUGUGCACUUUGCUUUGGAUCGCCAUGAAGGACAGUGACGUUUGAAGAUAGUUCUCCUGCCUGGCAUGCGAGUGUGUGAAUGCAUUUCAGUGUUUUUAUGAAACUUGUGUGUCUUAUUGUGUGUCUAUAAGUUAAGAGCCCGGUUAUUUUGUUAUUGAAGGAAAAGUUCAAUUAAUUGAUCAUCUCUGCCUCAGUGUUCCUGUACAGCUGCGAACGCUUGUCUGAGCGACAUUCAUGUUUAACAUUUUCAGUAUGAGAGAUGUGCUUGAUUGAGAGCUGAACAUCACAUUUCUUUUAAGCACUUUUUGUAGAUGUUCUGGAGCUUUUUGUCACAAACAUGAUUAUUUUGCCCACAUUAUGACAUUGUAAAUGUAAAAAAUGGGUCCCUUUAUACUUUUUCAUGUCUACUUGAAAAAGUUAAGUCCAAAACUUUACAGAAACUGCUCCAUGUUGUUUGAAUUUGACAACAUGUUUGAGCCAGCAAGGAUAUAUAAGUCCUCAAGAUACUCAGAAGACAUGAAUUCCAAUAUGCUGCUGUUAGAUUCUUCAUAUUAAUGUAUUUCUUUGCACUACAGGAAGCAAGUGAGGACUUAACAGUUUUUGAUGCUUAAAGGGGGUAAUAUGACAACACUGAAACGUGCACAUGCAUUCAUUCAAGAAAGAGUUACAACUAACAACCUUUAUAUUAUUCAAAGCAACUGCAAGACACAUGAGAAAAGAAACUUAAUGGAAACUACCAGCUGAUGAAGAUCAUGUAAAAUGAUAGAAAGCCCCAGAACUUCAUCUAUAACUAAUGAAGUGGUUACAUUUGUUCCUCAACUUCGGUUUCUAAUGAAAAUAUAAACCUCUAUUUAAAUAAGAUAAGCUUCAAGCACCACAUUUCCCACUUGUCUUCAGCUUGCUCUAAGCUAUGAGAUUUCCUGAUUUGAAUUUUUCAGUCUGUGAAGUAUCGAAUGCUUCAGAGACUCAAUGAAGCACAUCUCUUUACGUCUUUUUUGUUCAACAGUGUUUCUGCACAUUAUUUAUACAUGUUUGAUGACACGUGACAUGUAAUUUGACUGACUACAAUAGCGAUUCAGUAUGUUUACACUUGAAGUAUUUUUGUUUUCUGAUAGAGCUACAGUGAUAGUUUUCUUUUAUUUAAAGGCAAAUCUCCAUACAACGUCCUCCUCUGAGGCAAACACUACCAUAAUGUUUCAUUACUGUGUGUUCAGGGCUGGCUGUCAUUCUCAAACCGGAUCUCGCAGUAGAUCUGUUUUGAAAAUCAAACUGCUAUUGGAUGUUUGUCGCGUAACAACUCUCUGACCUCUCACUGUCGCAUCAGGACCGCAGGCUCGUCUGCCAGCCAUGGCACUUAAUAUGUUCGCUCAGAGUGCUCGUGCUGCUCAGCCUGUGUUUGUGGAGGUACUUGCCUGGUUUAGUGGGAGGUCAGUUCUCAUUGUCCCUGUGAGGGGGCUAAACCUGCCACUGGCCCUGUAACCAUAACUACUAAUUUAUCCUGCAUUAAUAAACUGACAUUUCAA
Molecule: messenger RNA, 3417 nt
Organism: Cheilinus undulatus (humphead wrasse)
Lineage: Eukaryota; Metazoa; Chordata; Actinopteri; Labriformes; Labridae
Gene: vps4a
Product: vacuolar protein sorting 4 homolog A
Exons: 11
Coding region: 193-1503 (436 amino acids)
Biological process (GO): endosomal transport; vacuole organization
Molecular function (GO): ATP binding; ATP hydrolysis activity
Source: RefSeq, a predicted model, not a curated record